UUCACUAUUUUUGUAGUGCCCCUUUUAGUCGACAGUUGCUAGUUACUAGUUAGGUAUCAUUUAAUGUAUUAUUGUGAUUAAAAAUAUCAAUCAAAAGUUUACAAGUCAAACGAUUUAAUAUAAUCAAAGACUACGCAUCGUGCGGAAAAAAACUGUAUCAGGGAAAUCUGUUAUUAAUUACAUAUAUUAUUCUGCGUCCUCUCGAUUCUCGGGGUAAAUCCCUGUUAUUUUUCUGAGUCACAAUCUUAAAAAUUGUUUAUAAAUUUGUGUCAUGUGCAGUCUUAAUAAAGUGUAUAUUGUGAUGAUCUCAUCAUAAUACAAAUAGCUAUGUUCGAAUCGAAAGAUUUUGAGGAUAAAUUCGAAGAUAUAUUUACGGAUCACGAUAAUACAUUUGAUGAUAUGGAUGGAAAGAUAAUUGGUUACAUCUGUGCCGGGUUGCUGAUCGUCCUUCUGGUGCUGAUAUGUUGCUGUCGGAAGAGACGGAGUAGGGGGCAAGUGCUAUCGCCGGCCCCAACGACCGUGGUGACGACACAGGCGCCCUACCCUCAACAACAGUACGCCACUUAUCCAGUUCCAGGGCCGGUCGCGUAUCCAGCUCCACAGAAUUCUUAUCCCUCCUUCUCCCCCGCUCCCACUGUUCCUCCCGUUCCCCCAGGCCCCUCCAACCCCCCUUACCCCACCAGCAGUUACCCUUACCAGGCGCCGUACAUACAACAGCCGCAGAUGUACCCCACUGCACCUAGUGCUCCAGAAGCUAACGCACUUCCACCUCCGUACGAGCAGGCUUGUGCCAAACCACCUCCACACAAUCCUAACGCACCUUACUAACGAGUGUUCGAUGAUUUUAGAUACCUAUAGCGUUAUUUUGUUUCGAUACUUAUAAAAGUAUUACAACAAAUUACCAGCAUGUCUACGCCUGUUACAAUCAAACUCAAUGUUAAAGACUAAAAUUAAAAUGUAAUAUAUUAUUUAGCUUAAGUACUCCACGAUUGAUUUAAUGGAAUUAGAAGAAGUAUUUUUUUAUUUUUGAUUGUUGGCAAUCCCGACCGCCAUAUUGUCAAAACAAUGUUGUUUACAUUUAGUGAAGUCGGGAACCUCGCGAGUUAUUUGUAAGUUUUAAAGUGCUUUCGUUACUAUAUGUGUAUAUAAAUUAUUAUAUAAUUAUAAAUAGGGUUACUAGCAAAAAUAUUUUUCUUUUAUACAGUAACUCUGUUGUAACUUUCAGCUAUAUAGAAAUACAUUACUAUUUUUAGUAUUGGCUCAAUAUUAACGAUUUUAUAUUGUGUAGUGAUGCUGUAUAGAUUCAUAAAUAGUUUGUGAGGGAAUACACUCCAAAUGAGACAUUUUCAUUAUAGACUUGCAACGAACAUUAUAUCUAGCGAUACGACGAAUGCCGAAUAGCCGAGCUACCCGGCCGAGUAGAUGAUUAUUAGGCGAAAUAUUUGAUCGAAUAACUCUAAAUCUUGAUAUUAGGAGGUCGUUUCUGUAUGUGCUGUUUUUUGACGAGCUAGCCAUUGUUUAAGAUCUAACAAACAACUCGUAACUUUGACUCGGUAAUAACAAACAAUCCAUAAGGGAAACAAAAAGAAACAGCCUUUGGAGACGAAAACUGAUUACCAAAAGAAUUACUCUGCUACAUAACCUAAGUACUCCUAAAGUUUGAGUAGGUUAAUUCCUCAUAGCCACAGGGAAAUUCAUAUUA
Molecule: messenger RNA, 1702 nt
Organism: Danaus plexippus (monarch butterfly)
Lineage: Eukaryota; Metazoa; Arthropoda; Insecta; Lepidoptera; Nymphalidae
Product: nematocyst expressed protein 4-like
Exons: 5
Coding region: 328-828 (166 amino acids)
Source: RefSeq, a predicted model, not a curated record